Molecule: messenger RNA, 504 nt
Organism: Asparagus officinalis (garden asparagus)
Lineage: Eukaryota; Viridiplantae; Streptophyta; Magnoliopsida; Asparagales; Asparagaceae
Product: glutamate-1-semialdehyde 2,1-aminomutase, chloroplastic-like
Exons: 1
Coding region: 17-475 (152 amino acids)
Cellular component (GO): chloroplast
Source: RefSeq, a predicted model, not a curated record
CGGUAACCCAUUAGCAAUGACAGCCGGAAUUCACACUCUCAAGCGAUUGCAGGAAAGUGGGAGCUACGAGUACUUGGACAAGAUAACAGGCGAUCUAGUUUCAGGGGUUCUGGAGUCCGGGAAGGAAGCUGGACACGAGAUGUGCGGUGGGUACGUUAGGGGGAUGUUCGGGUUUUUCUUCACCGGAGGACCUGUUUAUAAUUUCGAGGAUGCCAAAAAGAGUGACACUGAAAAGUUCGCGAGAUUUCAUCGGGGGAUGCUGGAGGAAGGCGUGUAUUUGGCUCCGUCGCAGUUCGAAGCAGGGUUUACGAGCUUGGCGCAUAGUUCGGGCGAUAUUGAGAGAACCGUCGAAGCAGCUAAAAGGGUUUUUUCAGAGGAUUUGAUUCUUGAGUUAACUGUAAUGUUGUAUUCUCUUUUCAAUCAUUUUGGUAGUGUUAAAGUAAGAGAGAGAGAAUCUUGGGUAAAUUUCCCUUGAAUUGAAUAUUGAGUAUGCACAUAUAUUUA